Molecule: messenger RNA, 2014 nt
Organism: Nelumbo nucifera (sacred lotus)
Lineage: Eukaryota; Viridiplantae; Streptophyta; Magnoliopsida; Proteales; Nelumbonaceae
Gene: KCS10
Product: 3-ketoacyl-CoA synthase 10
Biological process (GO): fatty acid biosynthetic process
Cellular component (GO): membrane
Molecular function (GO): acyltransferase activity, transferring groups other than amino-acyl groups
Source: RefSeq, a predicted model, not a curated record
CCUUCCCUAACCUCCUACCAUUCUUGUCAAUCUCUCCCUCCCCCCCUUCUCCAUAGAUCUGGAUUCUGUCUCAUCUUCGGUUCAGAUGGCAGGAGAGCAGGCCCUUCUCUCCACUGAGAUAGUCAACCGCGGGGUCGAGUCAUCAGGCCCCGACGCCGGUUCCCUGACCUUCUCAGUCCGAGUUCGUCGCCGGCUUCCGGACUUCGUUCAGUCGGUAAACCUCAAGUACGUGAAGUUGGGAUACCACUAUCUCAUCAACCACGCUGUUUACUUUGCCACCAUACCCGUGUUAGUGUUGCUGUUGAGUGCUCAAGUGGGGAGUCUAAGUAGGGAAGAACUGUGGAGGAAGCUAUGGGAGGAGACCUCCUACGACCUCGCCACCGUCCUCGCUUUCCUUGGUGUCUUGGUGUUCACCGUCUCCCUUUACUUCAUGUCCAGGCCUAGGCCCAUCUACCUCGUCGAUUUUGCUUGUUACAAGCCCUCCGACGAUCUCAAGGUAUCGAAGCAGGACUUCAUAGAGCUAGCUCGUAAAUCCGGGAAAUUCGACGAGGCAAGCCUGGAAUUCCAGAGCCAGAUCUUGAAAAACUCGGGCAUGGGUGACGAGACCUACAUCCCCAAGGCGGUGAUGCAACCCGAGAACUGCGCCACCAUGAAGGAAGGACGUGCUGAAGCCGCGACGGUGAUAUUCGGGGCCAUGGACGAAUUGUUCGACAAGUGCAGAAUCCGACCGAAGGACGUGGGUGUGCUAGUGGUGAACUGCAGCCUCUUCAACCCAACACCGUCGUUGUCAGCCAUGAUCAUAAAUCACUACAAGAUGAGGGGCAACAUACUGAGCUUCAACCUGGGCGGGAUGGGGUGCAGCGCGGGGAUCAUAGCGCUGGACUUGGCACGGGACAUGUUGCAGGCCAACUCCAAUUGCUACGCCGUCGUGGUGAGCACUGAGAUGGUGACGUUCAAUUGGUACCCUGGGAGGAGACGCUCCAUGCUCAUCCCCAAUUGUUUCUUCCGUAUGGGUUGCUCGGCCGUGCUGCUGUCCAACCGGAGGCGCGAUUUUAGACGGGCCAAAUAUAGCCUUGAACACAUCGUCAGGACUCACAAGGGCGCUGAUGACCGAAGCUUCAGGGCUGUAUAUCAAGAGGAAGAUGAACAAAAGUUCAAGGGGCUAUCCAUCAGUCGAGAUCUUUUAGAAGUAGGAGGUGACGCCCUGAAGACGAACAUCACCACCCUCGGCCCACUCGUUCUUCCCUUCUCCGAGCAACUGCUCUUCUUCGGCACACUGAUUUGGAGACAAGUGUUCGGUGGCUCAAAGGCAUCCAAACCAUACAUUCCUGAUUACAAGCUGGCUUUCGAGCAUUUUUGCAUAAUGGCAGCUAGUAAGAAUGUGCUAGAUGAGCUACAACGGAAUCUAGAGCUCAGCGAUGACAACAUGGAAGCCUCUCGAAUGACAUUGCACCGAUUCGGAAAUACCUCUAGCAGCAGUAUAUGGUACGAGCUGGCCUAUAUGGAAGCAAAGGAGAAGGUCAGGCGCGGUGACCGUGUGUGGCAGCUUGCAUUUGGAUCUGGAUUCAAGUGCAACAGUGUUGUGUGGCGAUCACUUCGCCGGGUCAGGAAGACCAAUAGGAACCCAUGGUUCGACUGCAUCGAUCGCUACCCGGUUGCUCUCUGAACUCUAUUCUAAGCCUGGUUCACCCUGGCCUUCUUUUAGCUGGUGGGACUUUAAAGUUUAAUUAAACUUAAUUAGUAAUAUUUAUAUAUAUUUGUCUCUGGAUUUUGUUGUUAAUUAUUAUUGUUUCUAAUGUUUAGAGUAUAUUUAUUGGGUGUUGACUUUACAAUUAAGUGUAUAAUUUGGGAAAUGACGCUCAAAGGAAAAUGGGGCUGUCGUUUCCACUGGGAAAUUAGACCAAACAAAAACAUUGAUUUCUGUUUCAUCACUCAAGGAAGUCGCUGACUUUUUUUUUUCGGUUUGAUUGAACUCGUUGAAAAAUAUUCAGUGAUUUAAUACUGUUUCUCCUCA